CUCGGUAUUUGCUUCAACUGGGGGCUAUUCGGUAUACUCUGUGUGCAAAUCUAUCUAUACUUCAUCAACUACCCAAAGGACAGGUGGCGGAACAAAUGCCUCGUCUAUGGCCUCUUCGUCUUCGAAACCGCUCAAACGGCUUUGCUUACUCGCGACUCGUUCGCAAUCCUCGGAUCUGGGUGGGGCGACCUCUCUCGGUUAGAUUACCUUGGUGAAAUGUGGCUGAGCGGCCCUUUCAUGAACGGGAUGAUAAGCGCAACGGUGCAGAGCGUUUUCGCCUGGCGCAUAUACCUCCUGGGCAAAUCGAAACUGCUUUCGGUAUUCGUAGUUGCGGUCAGCGCCAUCUUCCUUACUUUGUCACUAAUUUGUCGUAUUCAUUCUAUUUAUUUCUGA
Molecule: messenger RNA, 393 nt
Organism: Heterobasidion irregulare TC 32-1
Lineage: Eukaryota; Fungi; Basidiomycota; Agaricomycetes; Russulales; Bondarzewiaceae
Exons: 3
Source: RefSeq, a predicted model, not a curated record